GCCAAAACCCGCGCAGCAGCAUGCAAGAGCGCGCACGUGAAAAAACCAAGUCAAGAUGGUCCACCAGCUUUCGCGCCGAAAACUCCAGUUGUCGAAACGAGCUGCAGCAGCUGCGCUGCUCCACGCAAGCGCAACUCUAAUACACCUGAAAAAAGUGGAAGCGCUGGUAAUAGCGAAGGAGCACGCGGCCGCAGCUACUACAGUUUCAGCCGAGAAGACAAAGCACCGAGCUGCAUUUCGUCGAAAGCAGACAUCUACCGCAGCGGGUAGAAAGCUGUCUUCUUCUUCUUCCGAAGCUGCAGCUUCAUUAGACUCCAACAACGAAGCGUCGUUCUCUACAACCAACGUCGCGGCUUUGCAGGAAAUCGACCCCGUUCUUCCACCCUCCGCAUCAGAAACUACUGCAACUACUUCCAAGAAGAAAACCAAAGCAGAAGCCGCACAAAAGGCCUACGAGCGGGAUCAGGCGCUUUUGAGAAAAUUGGAAGGAGAACAGAGUGGCGGCGAUAAAGAACUACAAGACGCUGACGCUCCUGCUGAGACAACCGAAACAACCAACGAUAUGAAGACGGACGAAGGGGAAAACUCCGCAGCAGCAGUAGAGGAAAGAACAUCUUCUGCUUCAUCAGGCGAGGCGGUUUUGCAAUCGAAACGCCGGAAGGGGAAAUCAGUUUCAAAACAAGUGCCCCCAGCUGCAGGAACGACACCGUCGAAUCACUGCUGGGUCAAGGAAAUAGCCGACAAGGAUUAGUAUCCAGCAGGGGAAGGUUGCUUUGGGUCGCAGAAUGGAGGUUGGAAUCAGAUUUCCAUCUCGUGUUACUCGUCUAUUAUACCAAAACCACUGAGCUGGAAGUUGUGUGUUGCACAUCGAAGCAUCUUUGAAUCUGAAAUGUGUUAUCAAUACCGAUGGUGCAUGAAACAGCAACACAAAUUCACCUGACUAUUCCCGACUCAAGAAGAACCUUCUGAGCCUGCAUAACCCCGACUGUGCCCAGUUCGACACGGACGAAGGAAGUUGCAACGGCGACGCAAAAUGCUACUUCGGGCCCAGCCCGGCGAUCUGGCGGGUUUGCAGCAUGGAAAACGUGAAAAAAACCGCGGACAACGACGAAGUAGAGGAAAUUUGCAACGAGAAGUGCCUUAUGCAUUGCAAAAGCGUCGUAUGAGGUAUAAAUUGCAUCACAAAUUUUUUCAAGAAGAAAAAUGAAAUUUGUAAUGCUGUUUUACCUAAAAAGGGAUAUUUGUCAUGCACGAUAGCAAUUACUACGAGCGCGAUGCUUUUGCAGUGGAUACGCGUCGCGUUUUACAAUAGUUGUUACGAUCUGGACGAAACCGACCAGGAGUUCAACGCGACGCAGAAGAAGUGCAUACGCAUUGCAAAUAUGUCUGGGUCUGGAAACUUGUGAUGCAAGGAAGGGAAUAAGUGAGCAAGCACACCCACACUGUAAUCCCUGCGCAGCAUGACAAGACUUUCCGCAGUUCUGAGUUGCGUACUCCGGAGCAUGAGAAACUUCGUUUUUGCAUGACAGGAAAGCGGAGCUUUUCGCUGCCACACAAUACAGAGUUCAGAGUCAUGCCAGACCCACCAGCAUGACAAAUCUCGCAAUUAUCUCCCAGACCCAGACAGAUUUGCAGCUGAUAGCGCAAGUUCGACGACAACGUGUGCGGCCAGCAGCUGGACGAUUGGCGGGACACUUGCGGGAUCGGGAAACCGAACGAAGUGAAGGACCCGAAUUUUGUGGAGCAGCACUACACCAGCUGUCUCGCGACGGGGGGAACGGGGGAAGGAGGAGUGGCGAGCGGCGCACCACUGGCGAACAAGGGGCAGGUGCAGACGAGUCAGUGGUACCCCGGGGAGAAGGCACUGAAGGACUCGGUGUAUUGCCAGGGGAGUUUUAUUAUGCUCUGCAAAAGUUUCGUGCCGGUAUGGAUUGCGGUCUUGCAUGACAGAUCUCUCUCCAAACGUACAUCAGCAUUACACGUUUCACCGUGGACGCAAUUUGUGAUGCAGUUUCUACUAUCAGUACGAUAGUUGUUUUGCAAUGCAUAUUCAUGCUGAACGCCGCGAAUCUGACCGUGUGGGUGCCGCGACCGGAAGAUUUGUGUGUCGGGGCGAUGCGGUACCUGAACGGGCCGACGGCGUGCACGUACUACAGUUUUCUUGUAAAGGCAGUUUUGGUAAAGGAGAAAUGUUGUGAUGCAAAUUGUCAUAGACAAAAGAAAAGUGAUUUCUAUUGCAUGAAAUCCACUUCAAUAUCAAAGGUACGACAAUGCCACGCAGUCUUGCCGUCCCCGGAUGGCCGCGUGCAGCGCGCCAAAUGCAACGUACGCGUGCGAGGCCUGGGCGCAUUGCAAGGUGAUAUCAGUUGUAAAAAGGUCUGGGUCUGGAAGCAUGCAACUUCUGAUGCUAUUUUUGAAAUCUAGGAGAAUCUGCAUUGCAUGAGCAGCAAGAGGCGUGCAGUUUUUGCUCCGAGGAGGGGGCAUUUCAUCUCAUUCAGGAUAGGCAUCGAGAUGCACACAGAAAAUCUGUAUCGCUGGAGCAUACAUCACAGACCUUACGGGUCAUGCAAAAUGUGCAUGACAGACCGACUCGGUAGGUUUUUGUUGUUAGCACAGGCUUACUCUUGACGUGUUACAUCGAGCAGGCGGAGUCUGGGCAGACGGUAGCCAGCUAUUUGAGUAGAAAAGCUAGGAUAGAAGCAGGCGAUGGGCAAGUAGAGGACAAAAGCUAGGUUUCGAGCGGACUGAGUGCUUACCAGCUUUGAGGGUGUAGCGCCGGUAAUAUCUACCGUGUGCGCCGUCCUAGCGGUGUAGGACGCGCGUGACGAGGAGCUUCGCCGUCGGACUUGACAAGCUCCGCUGCUGCGCGAUGGGGUCCUCAAACGUUAGGCGGUGUGAGUUUUUUUUUUCUACGUAAAAAACAAGUCUAAAGUCCUGGCAAAUUUGCAAAAAUUGCCGGGAAAUAGGUUUCCGGCUUGGCUGCCUGUGGCUGCCUAAAGACCUAAACCCCCAGGGAGUAACGGAAAUGAAGCACUACUCCUCGAUAAACGAUUUUAUGAGUGAAGCAUUUAUCAAAAGGAAAAAUCCCCCCUCCGCAUAUCAAAACGAGUUUUCUGAUGCUGGAUUUGGGUACACAAAUCAAAUUUGUGUUGCAGUAGAGGAUGGCACGCAGAUCCGAAGCCUAGGUAAGGGCCUCUUGGUGUAGGCGCCUGGCAUGGUAGACGGCUAGCCCGUAGGCCUUAGAGCAUUACAAAUCGCCUGCAUUACGUGGCGGAAAGCGUGAGCGCGCCUGCUUGCAAGGCAGACGCGAUCUGCGGUCACAAAUCUUGACUCAAACACAUAGAGGCCCCUCGCUUGGGAACACCUCAUUGAUGAGCUUCUACGCGAAAAAACAGCUUGGGGCCCAAGAAAAAAGAAAAACGCGCAUGAGAAACCUUGCAAUCUUCCAGACCUAGACAGAUUUGCAUUUGAUAGGUGCUACCGGCGGACAACAGCUGCGGUCCGAUUACGGAUGCAAAAGAGAUUGAGGCGAAGAUGGCGCAGGCUAUGAGCUACAUGGCGCUCGGGUACGUAUCCUGUGCAAAAGUAUCGUGCUCGUAUUGCAGUCAUGCAUUAUUUUUCUUAAGGCAAAUCCGCAUUAUCAUGCUGAGGAAAUUUGUAAUGCAUUUAUACGAGUGCGAUACUUCUUUUGCAAUUCAUAGUACGCGAUCUCGGACAACGUGGCGGUGAUGAAGAACGGAACUAGUGGAGCAAACGCAGGAAGUGGUAGUACGGUGGCGGGGACCACAACAGCAGCAGCUGCGGCGACACCAGCGGGUACUGCGGCGGUUUUGUGAAGCUGAAGAAGAGGUUGGGCGGUGGUGGGAGUGUAGUUUUAAGUACGUUUCGGUUUCGAAAGAUUUUGGAGUUACUAUGACGAGCAAGUUUCGCACUACAGAUUCAGAAGUUUCGCUUGCGUGCAUGGAAGCUUGAGCUUUUCGUGGAGAAUAGCAGACGCAUGAGUUGCGGCAUUGCUGAAUGAACACGGAAGUUGUAUUUGCAAGUAUCAACUCUUACUCUUCAAAUGUAAUGGAAUGAAGGACUACAUCUGGAAU
Amoebophrya sp. A120 is the source of this 4094-nucleotide messenger RNA. NCBI's taxonomy places the organism in Eukaryota, Dinophyceae, Syndiniales, Amoebophryaceae. The record is from the annotation of a GenBank genome assembly.